This is a messenger RNA of Betta splendens (Siamese fighting fish), 1970 nucleotides long. RefSeq names its product WD repeat-containing protein 5-like. NCBI's taxonomy places the organism in Eukaryota, Metazoa, Chordata, Actinopteri, Anabantiformes, Osphronemidae. Bases 297 to 1367 code for a protein of 356 amino acids. The transcript has 13 exons. Gene Ontology annotation, molecular function: protein binding. The record is from RefSeq and is a predicted model, not a curated record.
UCAAAUUUUAUGUUGUAUUUAACAUCUUAGGUCUUCAUUUUGAACAUCUUGCUGUUUCACUGUCCUUUUUUUUUCUCGCGCGUGCGCGGUAGAAGCUCUCUAACGCAUUAUAGUACUGUAACUAGCUACUGCUAACAGGCUAACGUUCUUCCGCUGAAACAAAGGUGCGGUCCAGUCCGGUUUGCUACCGACCUUGUACCUAUCGGCACCAGGUUCAAGUUGUUAACACAGAACCGAUUGUGACGCAGAUUGUGCGGUGAUCGCGCUGGUUACAGUUAGCGCGCUAUUAGCAUCAGAUGUUAGAGCUGUCUUGGCUCCAGCAGCAGAGAAUCAAAACAAACAAGCGAUCAGCCCGAGAGCAGGACAACAUGGCGACGGAGGAGAAAAAGCCAGAGGCAGACAGCAUCAAACAGACUUCCUCCUCGUCCGGAUCCGGCAGCAAGUCUAAUCCGACUAAACCAAACUACACGGUGAAGUUCACGUUGGCCGGACACACGAAGGCAGUUUCCUCUGUGAAGUUCAGCCCUAAUGGAGAGUGGCUCGCCAGCUCCUCUGCUGAUAAGCUGAUAAAGAUCUGGGGUGCAUAUGAUGGAAAGUUUGAGAAAUCCAUCGUUGGACACAAACUGGGAAUCUCUGACGUCUCCUGGUCUUCAGAUUCCAACCUGCUGGUUUCUGCCUCUGAUGACAAAACGCUCAAGAUCUGGGACAACAACUCGGGGAAGUGUCUGAAGACUUUAAAAGGCCACAGUAACUACGUGUUCUGCUGUAACUUUAAUCCUCAGUCCAACCUGGUGGUGUCUGGAUCGUUUGAUGAGAGCGUCCGUAUCUGGGAUGUGAAGACAGGAAAAUGCCUGAAGACCUUGCCGGCGCACUCCGACCCUGUCUCUGCCGUUCACUUUAACAGGGAUGGAUCGCUAAUUGUCUCCAGCAGCUACGAUGGACUAUGUCGUAUUUGGGACACGGCGUCAGGACAAUGUUUAAAGACGCUCAUCGAUGAUGACAACCCUCCAGUGUCUUUUGUGAAGUUUUCUCCCAAUGGAAAAUACAUACUGGCUGCUACUCUGGACAAUACAUUAAAGCUUUGGGACUACAGCAAAGGAAAGUGUUUGAAGACCUACACCGGCCAUAAGAAUGAGAAAUACUGCAUCUUUGCCAACUUCUCUGUCACCGGAGGAAAGUGGAUUGUGUCUGGUUCUGAGGACAGCAUGGUUUACAUCUGGAACCUUCAGACCAAAGAGGUUGUUCAAAAACUACAAGGACACACAGAUGUGGUGAUCUCCACCGCCUGUCAUCCAACAGAAAACAUCAUCGCUUCAGCUGCUCUGGAAAAUGACAAAACCAUCAAACUGUGGAAGAGUGACUGUUAGAAGGGAGGAUGGGUCCAGAAACUUGAGCUGUCUGCGUUCAGUCCCGAACAAGUCUUGAUCAUCUCUCAUCUGUCUAAUCUGUGACACAAACUGUCCGAGCAACUGGCACCGUCCGACCUAAACCACAAGAGUCCUUUCACAGUGCUUUGACCAUGGUAAAGAUUUGGAACAAAGUUACUAUGUUUGAUGUUUCACUGAUUUUGAUUUUACCUGAGUUUAGUUGGAAUCCUGAAACAAGCUUGUUUACAACAGCCUGUUCCAUCUUUAAAGGACCAGUUCAGUGUUUUACCACUUCAGAGAAUAAAUGUUACUUCACAGAAGUACUUAACUUUUAUUUUUUUAAUUCAUUUUAUUUUUAUUGUAUUUUCAGUGAGCAAUUCCUUACAUGUCAGUGGCUGAGCCAGUUGAAGACGUGGUUUUAUGACGGCACGUUUUUUUCCGCUAUAAUAAGUAUCAGUCUAAUUUAUUACAGGAAAACAGUUUGGGUCUGUGCUGCAUUCGCUGACUCUGUCGUGUUGGCUCACUGAACAUGAUGACUUUGUCAAUAACACGUCUUUGAAAAAGCUUUUGUCAGUUAUUUGUAAAUAAAGGUUUUUAACUUUA